Paramacrobiotus metropolitanus is the source of this 2450-nucleotide messenger RNA. RefSeq names its product syntaxin-1A-like. Bases 645 to 1487 code for a protein of 280 amino acids. The transcript has 9 exons. The record is from RefSeq and is a predicted model, not a curated record. NCBI's taxonomy places the organism in Eukaryota, Metazoa, Tardigrada, Eutardigrada, Parachela, Macrobiotidae. Gene Ontology annotation, biological process: vesicle fusion; exocytosis; intracellular protein transport. Gene Ontology annotation, molecular function: SNARE binding; SNAP receptor activity. Gene Ontology annotation, cellular component: endomembrane system; plasma membrane; SNARE complex.
UUUAACUCGCAGUCGUGUAUUACGAAACAUGGUCAUAACUCGCUUACAUUCAAGCGAUUAUUGCCGACGCGCUAUCUUUUACUUACCAAUUGAUACCAAUAAUUUAUCGUGUUAUCCUCAUCACAAGUCAUGGUGCACAGAGAGAGAGGCGGAACGGAAUUGAUUUGUAAAGCUUCAUGAUUAGCGACCGAUUUGUCUGGUGUUGCAUUUUUGUUCUCCAGCGUGUGUGUGUGUGUGCGACCAAUGUCAGUUUGUCAUCUCUUUUUUUCUACCUGCUCCGUCUGUACUUGAUGGCUAAUUGAUUGAUGAUUGCACGCUCUUUUAAUUGUUGCGUGGUUGUGGUGUAAACUGGCUCGGCUUGUUUUGGAUGGAUCAUUAUGUUGCGCGAAACCUCCAUUGAGAAACCACCGAGUAGUUUAUCGAGUGGAAGACGUCAUUCUAUCUUAGCAACAGCUGAUUGACAUCCGUGCUGGUCUUCUUCCUGGAGCUUCCCAUUUUUUCAUCCCUGUACUAUUUAUCCCACAUUGCCAUCCCAUUGACCUUCGGAAAAGGAAGGUCUGUUGCCUUCCCUUUCGGAGUGAUGGAAUAGGCGCUGACGGAUUGGACGUCAGCGGAGCAUCGCAACCUUCCAUUCCACCGCGAAAAUGCCUGUCAAGGAUCGCUUGACGGCGCUGAAACUGACGGCGGCCGACCGAAAUGACCCCGAUGUGGUGCCCAAAGGGGAAGUUAAAAUCGAGAUGAGCGUACAAGGGUCCUUGGAUAAAUUUUUUGAAGAGGUGGAGCUGAUGAACGGCCAGUUGGAUUCCAUUGACAGGAAUAUUGGCUUAGUCAAACAGAAGCACAAUCUGAUUUUAUCCUCUCCGGCAUCGGAUGAAAGGGAUAAAAAUGAGCUGGAACGGCUUAUGGAGCAGAUUAAAAAUACGGCAGGGAAUCUGCGGACCCAUUUGAAAAAUUUGGAAAGCUCCAUCGAGAGGGAAGAACAAACGGGUGCCGUAUCAGCUGAUCUCAGGAUAAGAAAAACCCAGCAUGCCACUUUGACCAGGAGAUUCACAACUGUGAUGUCAGAUUAUAAUAAAGCCCAGACAGAUUAUAAAGAACGCUGUAAAACAAGGAUAAAGCGCCAGCUGGAAAUAACUGGAAGACCGACCGCGGAUGAUCAGAUUGAUGAGAUGCUGGAGAGUGGCGAUCCUCAAAUAUUCACCCAAGGAAUUGUGGCCGAAUCCCAACAAGCCAAACAGGCCCUGGCCGACGUGGAAGCGCGUCACCAGGACAUUAUUAAACUGGAGAGCAAUAUUAAGGAGCUGCGGGAUAUGUUUGUCGAUAUGGCCAUGUUAGUCGAACAGCAGGUUGGUUUCCAGUUCUGUAUAGGCGGAAAAAGGCUGGUAGAGUUUUCAGUUUCAUUUAAUUAUCAUUAUAGUGUUAGAGGCACGACAGCCUGCGUGAUAGAUACGCCACUUUGCGUAUGCGUAUCACUGCACACAUGCUGAUUCGCCCUCUCUUGUACGUACGUGAGUGGCUGCACUGCACUCUCCGCCUAUGCGGAUACACCGCGGGCGCACUCACUGAGCAUACUUGCUCUCUCGCUCCUCUCUCUCGCUGUAUGACUCAGCGUAUAUUCGCUCGCGUUGGAUACGAGUCCAGUCUGCGCACUCACAUUCCGUGUGUCUGGACAGCGUGACGCCGUUGCCGCCAGCACAUUUCUUUCUCUACAUUUCAUUACGCUCUGGAACUAGCUCGCAGCAACUUGACUGCUCACUUUCCUGCCAGACAUUGGCCUUUGUUGUGUUUUUCCCCGCAUUCACGCGGCAUUUGCUCCACUUUAUUUGUACAAUAAAGUCACCUGUGAGCUCUCUGUGCUUGCCUGUCACAUGGUAAGCAGAUCGUCUGGUUUUCUGUCCACCGGAUCCUUUGAGGAGACGGUAAAGGCAUAAUUUCGCGGAGAACCUUGAAGAACCCGUGGUUGGAAACAGAUUGACUGCGAACGCAGCCUCUGCUACAACCUGGUCUUUGCUGUCUAGCGACUGUGGUAGCAACAGGUUGAUCGCAAAAGCGAUCCCUGCCACCUUCGCUUGCCCUAUCUUUUGGCUCUUCCACACAAGGAGAGCACUUCGGCUGACUGCCCCAGACGGACGAACGGGAACUUCCCCAAUCCCAACUGACGGAUCAGGCUCGGACAGUAGCCUGCAGCGCCCAGAAGGAGCCUCUCAACAAUCGGGGACCUUCGCCUUGAACGGCGACCCGCAACUCUAACGGAAAUCGACCUCCCAACGGCGGAUCACCGACCUCCACGGACACCGUAACGAACCGGUAAAGUCCUGGUUACAGGUCGACACAGGUCGAAACUAGCUAUAAUUCUUAAUUCUUAACGGCUGAAAUUUAUUUCUGAGAACUAGAAAUAAUUUUUCGAUGGUAAAAACUUAAUUUUCGUCGGAGAAACCGACCUAAAAAGU